UCCCAACUUUCAACUCCGCGCACUUUAGUGUUAGCACUCUGUCACUUCCCUCUCCUUCCAAACCUCCCAAAACAACACUCCUACCAUUUCCUCUCUACACAAACAAAACACCCAAAACCAAAAUAACUUAUCGAACUUCAAGCACGAUACGCCAUCGUUUAACAAACAUGGAUCCACCGCUGCCGUCACUACACCUAGCCAUGGCGGCUCUAGUCGGAGCUUCACUAAUGGCAAUAUCCGCUUUCUAUAUCCACAAGCGCACCGUCGACCAAGUCCUCGACCGCCUCAUCGAAAUCCGUCGCGGAGAGCCUAAAACUUCUAGAACCGACUCGACUGUAACUGACGAAGAAGAAUCUGACGGUGGAGAGGAGGACGUGGCGGUGAGGAGUGGUAGAAAUGACGAUAGUAAUGAUGUUAAUCGUGACGUGUACGGUUUAGAUAGAAGACUGUGGAAAAGAGAGAGUGGUUCUAGGUCGUUGGAUGAUAAAAAUAGGGUGCUUAGUAAUUAUAAGGUGUCGUGUUCAAUGCCUGAUGCGGUGUUGAGUAAUGAUUGGCUUGAUGAUGAUGUUAGGGUUGGUUCUGUUCCUUCAGGAUUGCUGCCCUUGCGAACUUCUACUAGACAUGGUGAUAAUAACUCUGUUACAUACUCUAGUUCCAUUACAAGAAUGGCAUCUCAUAGUAGAUUGAUUGCUCCAAGGUCCCCAAGUGCAUCUGCUUUUGAAGAUGUGGGGGAUUCUGAUGAGGAAGGUACAGAGUAUGCUAAUGAAGACAACAUCAUAUUCAACAACGGGCACAUGGAUUCUUCUGCUGAUCAUAUAAAUGGUGGUGAUUCAAAAGUUCAAAGCUCUCCUGUUCCACCCUUAGGAGGUGACACUGCUAACAGUAUUCAAGAGCAAAAUCUGGGUCGUUCUAGAGGUGAAGGAAAAGUUUCCGCUGAUCAAAUUGGCAUAAAGAUAGAUACAUCUUCAUUGAUUCAAGUGGCAAAUGACCCUGCUUUUGCCUCCAUAAUUCUACCUCCAAGAACGACAGGGCAUGAGUCUGUAAAUAAAGAAGAGGAAGAAGUAAAGAAGAUGAUCCGGGAAAGCUUGGAUCUACGGGAUAGGUAUGUUUACAGGGAGGAACCUCCUUGGAAGAAACUAGCUUUAACUGAACCUAGUACACCAGUGUCGACGUCUGAUCCAUUCAACUUUCAACCUGUUCCAGCUACUGCACAUCAGUUUAGGAUGGAAGAUGGAGUUGUACGUGUUUAUGCCAGUGAAAAUGAUACGAAAGAGCUUUUCCCAGUUGCUAGUGCGACAACGUUUUUUACUGAUAUGCACCACUUGCUAAGAAUCAUAUCUAUUGGAAAUGUUCGCACUGCAUGCCAUCACAGACUACGAUUUCUUGAGGAGAAAUUCCGGCUUUAUCUGUUAGUAAAUGCAGAUAGGGAGUUCCUGGCUCAGAAGGGUGCGCCACACCGUGAUUUUUACAAUAUCAGAAAAGUUGAUACACACGUGCAUCAUUCUGCUUGCAUGAACCAGAAGCAUCUCCUGCGCUUCAUCAAGUCCAAGCUAAGAAAAGAACCUGACGAGGUUGUUAUAUUCAGAGAUGGAAAAUACAUGACACUGAAAGAGGUUUUUAAAAGUUUGGACUUGACUGGGUAUGAUUUGAAUGUUGACUUGUUGGAUGUCCAUGCUGAUAAGAGUACCUUUCAUCGUUUUGACAAAUUCAAUCUGAAAUAUAAUCCUUGCGGACAAAGCAGACUCAGGGAGAUUUUUUUAAAGCAAGAUAAUCUUAUUCAAGGGCGUUUUUUGGCAGAAGUAACAAAAGAAGUUCUAUUAGAUCUUGAAGCAAGCAAAUAUCAGAUGGCUGAGUACAGGAUUUCCAUAUAUGGAAGGAAACAGAGUGAGUGGGAUCAGUUGGCAAGUUGGUUUGUGAACAAUGCUAUUUAUAGUGAGAAUGCUGUCUGGUUGAUCCAGCUACCAAGGCUAUACAAUGUGUACAAGGAACUGGGAACUGUUAAAUCUUUUCAGAAUAUUCUUGAUAAUGUUUUUAUUCCACUAUUUGAAGUCACAAUUGAUCCCAACUCUCAUCCUCAACUACAUUUAUUCUUAAAGCAGGUUGUGGGAUUAGACAUUGUAGAUGAUGAAAGUAAACCUGAAAGGCGUCCAACUAAGCACAUGCCAAAACCUACUGAAUGGACCAAUGAAUUCAAUCCAGCUUACUCAUAUUAUGCUUAUUACUGCUAUGCGAAUCUAUAUACUCUUAAUAAGCUUCGAGAAUCUAAAGGAUUUUCAACCAUUAAAUUCCGGCCACACUGUGGAGAGGCUGGUGAAAUCGACCAUUUGGCUGCUGCAUUCCUUCUGUGUCAUAAUAUAUCACAUGGGAUCAACUUGCGAAAGUCCCCUGUUUUGCAAUACUUAUAUUACCUUGCUCAGGUUGGAUUGGCUAUGUCGCCAUUGAGCAACAAUUCUCUUUUCCUGAAUUACCAUCGAAACCCGUUGCCAAUGUUCUUCCAGCGUGGCUUGAAUAUUUCGCUAUCAACUGAUGAUCCUUUGCAAAUACACUUGACACGGGAACCUCUGGUGGAAGAAUAUAGCAUUGCGGCAAAGGUAUGGAAGCUCAGUUCAUGUGAUCUAUGUGAGAUAGCAAGAAAUUCUGUUUAUCAAUCCGGAUUCUCUCAUGAGUCAAAGUUGCAUUGGCUUGGUAGCAAAUAUAAUGUAAGAGGCCCAGAAGGAAAUAAUAUUCACAAGACAAACGUACCCCAUAUGAGGAUCGCCUACAGACACGAGACAUGGAAGGAGGAGAUGCAGUACGUCUACUCUGGAGGAGCCAGUUUUCCUGAAGAAAUAGAAUUUUAAACUAAAUGAAAUGGGAGGAUGAAGCAACUAUAAAGUUGGACCAUGCCAAGUUCCUGGGCAACUUUACAUGGUUGCCGACUCCUUAAUUCAUUUCUUCAUUAUUUACGGCUGCUUACAGCACACCCUUGGCAAUGGCGGAAUUUAUAUCAGCUUUAUAUGGUUGAGUUACUACUUCCAUGAUUGCAAUAUUUGUAUGCCGCACAUCUUCUGCCAAAAUUUUGCUGAACUGGAGAAGACCUAGCAUUUUGUGGGUGCUUGGAAGUUUAGGUUUGGAGGAAUUAUUGUAGAAAAGGUAAGAUUUCUUUGGGGGAAGAAAGGCUGUUAAUGUAACUGAAUCCAUUUUAUGUUAUAAUCAACCUCACUAUUUCUGAUGCAGCAUUUGAUGUUUCUCUUUAUUCAUGUGUGCUGAUGGGCACAUAAUUUAGGUAAAAUCUGCUGCCUAAUUUGCCCAUGAGAGCUUUCAGAUACGAAACUUUUCGAAUUAAGGUUUUCAGACCAAAUUUUUAUAAAUUAGACAAGGCUGGUUUAUGUAA
Molecule: messenger RNA, 3373 nt
Organism: Mercurialis annua (annual mercury)
Lineage: Eukaryota; Viridiplantae; Streptophyta; Magnoliopsida; Malpighiales; Euphorbiaceae
Product: probable AMP deaminase
Exons: 19
Coding region: 168-2840 (890 amino acids)
Biological process (GO): IMP salvage; AMP metabolic process
Cellular component (GO): cytosol
Molecular function (GO): AMP deaminase activity
Source: RefSeq, a predicted model, not a curated record